This is a messenger RNA of Selaginella moellendorffii, 771 nucleotides long. Its product is annotated as blue copper protein. The record is from RefSeq and is a predicted model, not a curated record. The coding region runs from base 26 to 661 and encodes 211 amino acids. Gene Ontology annotation, cellular component: plasma membrane. The transcript is spliced from 2 exons. Lineage: Eukaryota; Viridiplantae; Streptophyta; Lycopodiopsida; Selaginellales; Selaginellaceae. Gene Ontology annotation, molecular function: electron transfer activity.
GUUUCCAAGUUCCAAUCUCCAAGAGAUGAGGAACUCGUCGCCGCUGCUGCUGCUGCUUGUGCCACUGUGGAUCCAAAUCGCGUCCCAGCUCGUGGGAGCUUACACCACCUACAUUGUCGGGGGCGACACUGGCUGGACCAUCCCAACGGCGAGCAACACCAUCGUGAAUUACACCGCCUGGGCUUCCAGCUUGACAGCCUCGCUCGGAGAUUCACUGGUGUUUCGAUAUGAUCCCAGCCACACUGUCGUCCAGACCAACAAUCUGACGACUUACCAGUCGUGCGACGCCACUGCCGACGACGAGACGCUCAAGAUCUGGUCCUCGAGCGGCUCCAGUACCGUGAUGCUCACCACCACCGGCACUACGUACUUCUUUUGCUCCGCCGACGAUGGCUCCCACUGCCGAGACUCGGGAAUGAGAUUCGCGAUCCAGGUUAGCUUUGGCCAGGGACUGCCAGCCACGCCAAAGGCUGCGCCUUCUCCCCAGGAUGGAAGUGACGACGGCGACGACUUAAACUUUCCCAACUUUGAUAAGUUUGCUCCGCCACCACCGCCACCAUCACCACCGGCGGACUCCUCCGCCACCGCCCCCGCCUCGCUUCGGGGCUUCCAGCUUGCGUGGGUUCUAGCAGCGGCGCUCGUGCUUGGCCGGCUUGCGUGACCUCUCUCUCACACACACUAGAGAACACAGGAUGUAGAAACAUCUGGGAACGCGGUGAAAAGAAUUUGUAGAGUCGAUUAUAUAACACGCAGCCUGCUUUUUGGAGUGCA